Molecule: messenger RNA, 2638 nt
Organism: Callithrix jacchus (white-tufted-ear marmoset)
Lineage: Eukaryota; Metazoa; Chordata; Mammalia; Primates; Cebidae
Product: cadherin EGF LAG seven-pass G-type receptor 1
Biological process (GO): cell-cell adhesion
Cellular component (GO): membrane
Molecular function (GO): G protein-coupled receptor activity; calcium ion binding
Source: RefSeq, a predicted model, not a curated record
AUGGACCGCGAGACCAAGGAGACGCACGUGCUCAGGUCGGAGUACCAGGAGCGCGUGCGGGAGAAUCUCGAGGUGGGCUACAAGCUGAACGUGAGCUCCGGCGUGGUGAGCACGCGCGCGGUGCAUGACCGGGAGGAGGCGGCCGAGUACCACCUGCUGGUGGAGGCCAGCGACCAGGGCCGCAACCCGGGCCCCCUCAGCUCCACGGCCACCGUGGAGGACGAGAAUGACAACUACCCCCAGUUCAGCAAGCAGAACUACGUGGUCCAGGUGCCCAAGGACGUGGGUCUCAACACGGCUGUGCUGCGCGUGCAGGCCUCGGACUGGGACCAGGGCCAGAACAUGGCCAUUCACUACAGCCUCCUCAGCGGGAACGUGGCCUGGCAUUUCUACCUGCACUCACUGAGCCGGAUCCUGGAUGAGAUCAACCCCCUGGAUUUCGAGGAUGUCCAGAAGUACUCGCUGAGCAUCAAAGCCCAGGAUGGGGGCCGGCCACCGCUCAUCAAUUCCUCCGGGGUUGUGUCUGUGCAGGUGCUGCAUGUCAAUGACAAUGAGCCCAUCUUUGUGAGCAGCCCCUUCCAGGCCACGGUGCUGGAGAACGUGCCCCUGGGCUACUUCGUGGUGCACAUUCAGGCGGUGGACGCGGACUCUGGGGAGAAUGCCCGGCUGCACUAUCGCCUGAACCCUGUCCCGGCCCCGGACUUCCCCUUCCAGAUCCACAACAGCUCCGGUUGGAUCACUUUGUGUGCCGAGCUGGACCGUGAGGAGGUGGAGCAUUACAGCUUUGGGGUGGAGGCGGUGGACCACGGCUCGCCCCCCAUGAGCUCCUCCACCAGUGGCUCCAUCACAGUGCUGGACGUGAACGACAACGACCCGGUGUUCACGCAGCCCACCUAUGAGCUGCGUCUGAACAAGGAUGCAAACAUGGGGAGCAGCGUGCUGACCCUGCAGGCCUGCGACCACGACGCCGUGAUCACCUAUCAGCUCACGGGCAGCAACACCCAGAACUGGUUCGCGCUCAGCAGCCAGAGGGCAGGCAGCCUCAUCACCCUGGCGCUAUCUCUGGACUACAAGUAGGAGCAGCAGUACGUGCUGGCGGUGACAGCAUCCGACGGCACAGGGUCGCACACGGCGCAUGUCCUCAUCAACGUCACCAACGCCAACACCCACUGGCCGGUCUUUCAGAGCUCCCAUUACACGGUGAGCGUCAGUGACGACAGGCCUGUGGGCACCUCCAUUGCUACCCUCAGUGCCAACGAGGACACAGGAGAGAACGCUCGCAUCACCUACGUGAUUCAGGACCCAGUGCCGCAGUUCCGCAUUGAUCCCGACAGUGGCACCAUGUACACCAUGAUGGAGCUGGACUAUGAGCACCAGGUCGCCUACACGCUGACCAUCAUGGCCCUGGACAACGGCAUCUCGCAGAAGUCGGACACCACCACCCUGGAGAUCCUCAUCCUCGAUGCCAACGACAACGCGCCCCAGUUCCUGUGGGAUUUCUACCAGGGUUCCAUCUUUGAGGAUGCUCCACCCUCAACCAGCAUCCUCCAGGUCUCUGCCACGGACCGGGACUCGGGUCCCAAUCGGCAUUUGCUGUACAUCUUCCAGGGUGGGGACAAUGGCGGGGACUUCUACAUCGAGCCCACGUCUGGUGUCAUCCACACCCAGCGCCGGCUGGACCGGGAGAACGUGGCCGUGUACAACCUUUGGACUGUGGCUGUGGAUCACGGCAGCCCCACUGCCCUUAGUGCCUCGGUGGAAAUCCAGGUUACCAUCUUGGACAUUAAUGACAAUGCCCCCAUGUUUGAGAAGGACGAGCUGGAGCUGUUUGUAGAGGAGAACAACCCGGGGGGGUCGGUGGUGGCAAAGAUCCGUGCUCAGGACCCUGACGAAGGCCCCAAUGCCCAGAUCAUGUAUCAGAUUAUGGAGGGUGACUUGCGGCAUUUCUUCCAGCUGGACCUGCUGAACGGGGACCUGCGUGCCCUGGUGGAGCUGGACUUUGAGGUCCGGCGGGAGUACGUGCUGGUGGUGCAGGCCACGUCGGCCCCGCUGGUGAGCCAAGCCAAGGUGCGCAUUCUUCUUGUGGACCAGAAUGACAACCCUCCGGUACUGCCCAACUUCCAGAUCCUCUUCAACAACUCUGUCACCAACAGGUCGAACAGCUUCCCCACCGGCGUGAUCGGCUGCAUCCCAGCCCAUGACCCCGACCUGUCGGACAGCCUCAACUACACCUUCCUUCCUGGCAACGAACUGCACCUGUUGCUACUGGACCCCACCGCGGGCGAGCUGCCGCUCAGCCGGGACCUGGACAACAAGCGGCCACUGGAGGCGCUCAUCCCCGAGGUGUCCGUGUCUGCCCAACAUCGGCCACCUGGGCCUGCCCCACGGGCCAUCUGGGGAGAAGAUGGCCGUGGUGACGGUGGAUGACUGUGACACAACCAUGGCUGUACACUUUGGAAGUGACAUCGGGAACUACAGCUGUGCCGCCCAGGGCACUCAGACCGGCUCCAAGAAGUCCCUGGAUCUGACUGACCCUCUGCUCCUGGGGGGUGUCCCCAACCUGCCAGAAGACUUCCUGGUGCACAACCGGCAGUUCGUGGGCUGCAUGCAGAACCUGUCGGUCGAUGGCAAAAACGUG